This is a messenger RNA of Trypanosoma cruzi, 522 nucleotides long. RefSeq lists its product as uncharacterized. The transcript has a single exon. Lineage: Eukaryota; Euglenozoa; Kinetoplastea; Trypanosomatida; Trypanosomatidae. The record is from RefSeq and is a predicted model, not a curated record. The coding region runs from base 1 to 522 and encodes 173 amino acids.
AUGACGACACGGAUGGAUUCACCGCGACAGAAGCCGUUGCCACAGCAGCCGUCAGAAGUGAACACCAACGCUGCUGCGGUGUUGUCAACGACCACAACAGAAUCGUACGUCUACACCUGCCGCAUGUGUCGACGCGUCUUGUUUAUGCACCACGAGAUUCUGCCGCACUAUCCUGAGCCCGUUGGCAGCGGUAGCAAAGGUUUUAAAUAUCGCGGUGGGGGUCACGCCUCUUCACAGCAGCAGCAAGGGCUUCACGCAGCGCAGGAGGGUGGUGAUGUCUGCACAAGCUACUUUCUCGAUCCGGACAUCUCCCCGUGGGUGGCGGAGGAGAGCCGUGAGGUGCAUCAGGUGAGUGGCGGCCUUGACGUCAUGCCGGACACCAUUUACUGUCCCAACCGCAAGUGUAACGCAAAGAUUGGGACACAGUCGUGGGUGGGCUCACAGUGCUCAUGUGGUACGUGGGUGGCACCGGCAUUUAAGAUACAUAGUAGGGUGGUGGACAAAAUGCCCGUUGCACAGUGA